GAGUACGUCAAUGCGGCCUCGGUCUUGCGAUCUUAAAUCCAACACCGGCCAACGUUUUUCUUUUUUUUUUUAAAUGGCGGCUAUUAGGAGCAUUUUUCCAGUACAUUUGUUUGGAAGGCCGCUUAAUUUGCUCAGUUACACAAUACGAAAUACAAACGUCGUCCCUGGAUGCUACAGCUAUUUUCAAACCGUACCAUCGCGAUGUUUUGGUGGUGAUUCAAGUGCUAAUAGAGCAGAACGAAGUCAGCAAAGAACAUCACAAGGACUGCCUAAGAAGUUUCCAGUUGCAGGUGUGAAGCAUGUUGUUCUGGUGGCAUCUGGAAAAGGUGGUGUUGGCAAAUCAACUACUGCAGUCAACUUGGCUUUGGCUCUUUCUUUGCAUGAAAUGAGGCCAACUGUGGGGCUGCUCGAUGCAGAUGUCUAUGGACCCUCCAUUCCACGCAUGAUGAACCUGAGUGGUGAACCAGAAUUGACACAACAAAACCUCAUGAAACCACUGGUCAAUUAUGGGAUUAAGUGCAUGUCCAUGGGGUUUUUGGUCGACAACAAGAUGCCUAUUGUGUGGCGAGGACUUAUGGUCAUGUCUGCCAUUGAGAAACUGCUUAGGCAGGUAGCAUGGGGCCCAUUGGACUACCUUGUUGUUGAUAUGCCACCAGGAACUGGAGACACGCAGCUUUCCAUCUCUCAGAACAUUCCAGUGUCAGGGGUCAUUGUAGUGACUACACCUCAGGAGAUUGCACUUAUCGAUGCACGCAAGGGGGCUGAGAUGUUCCGAAAAGUCAGCGUGCCUGUCCUUGGGCUGGUGCAGAAUAUGAGUCGGCUAGCCUGUCCAAGCUGUGGCCACGAGUCGCACAUAUUUGGCAAGGAUGGUGCCACUGAGCUUGCCAGGGAGAUGGCACUCGACAUUUUGGGCGACGUACCACUUGACAUAGAGAUAAGAGAGAGCUCUGACAAUGGCCAGCCAAUUGUGGUGUCUAAUGCAAACUCCCCUCAGUCUCAAGCCUACAAGGACAUGGCCCAAAAAGUUAUCCAGAAGUUACCAAUUUGAGUCACCUUGAACUAGGAAUGAUUUGAGCAUGAAGGACCGGCCAAGCAGGACAUUUAGGGGAGGCAGUCACCUUAGUGACUCGCCACGACUGGACGUGUGCCCCCAAACUCGUUUGUAUAUUGGAAGAUGCUAACCAGGGUGUGCUGGACAAGCUUUACAACAUCGCCAAGACGUACGACAAGAGUCGUUCUAGGUGUCAGAACUGUCAGCAGGCCAAACAAGUGUCAAGGUAGUGGGGGGCGGCAACAUUGCCAGUGGUAAUAAAGCUUUUUGUUGUUGUUGCCUUGCUCAACAACAGUUUCCUAGGU
This is a messenger RNA of Dermacentor andersoni, 1356 nucleotides long. It is a transcript of the gene Nubpl, whose product is annotated as NUBP iron-sulfur cluster assembly factor, mitochondrial. Gene Ontology annotation, biological process: mitochondrial respiratory chain complex I assembly; iron-sulfur cluster assembly. Gene Ontology annotation, molecular function: ATP-dependent FeS chaperone activity; 4 iron, 4 sulfur cluster binding; ATP binding. The record is from RefSeq and is a predicted model, not a curated record. Gene Ontology annotation, cellular component: mitochondrion. NCBI's taxonomy places the organism in Eukaryota, Metazoa, Arthropoda, Arachnida, Ixodida, Ixodidae.